GUAAGCUCCGGAAUUUACAUUCAAGUUUAUAGCGCUUUAUUUUCCUAGAUCCGAGUGAUUUUCCUAAAUUCCUCCCCGUUCACCGCAAUAUACGUAAAAGAGCUUUUUAAUCUUAAUUCAAGCUUUCGUAUAAUUUGAAAAUCAUGGACACAUAUUGCCCCGCGCUCUUUGUUUUAGUUGCAAUGGUUGCAAGCGCUCAAGCCAACAUUCCCUGGGGGCAGACCUUUUCCGGCACAAAGUUGACUUAUUACGAUGACGCCGGAUACGGAGCGUGUGGUACACAGAUCAAUGCUGCGACGCAGAACCUGGUAGCCAUCAGUCACCAGUGGUACACUUCCGCCAAUCCCAACGUUGACCCCUUCUGCACCAACAACGUCUGCGUCCGCGUCACCUACAACGGCAAAUCCAUUAAAGUGCCGGUCAAGGACAAAUGCCCCAGCUGUUCCAAAACCCACUUGGAUCUGUCCAAAACUGCUUUCCAGCAGUUUGCUGCUACCUCUGUCGGUGUUCUGCAGGGAGCCACCUACUCCUUUGUCAAAUGCUAAAACCACAAAUUUUCAUGUUGCAGUUAAUACGUAUGGGGGGACGUACAAGCUUGUCCGGUAAUUUCUUACGAAUCAAUACAACGAAACACACAAUUUUACGACGUAGUGUAGUGGCAAUUGCCAUAAGGCAAACUCAGCGCUAAAUAUGUGCUGUUUGUACCUUUACGUAGGAAAUUACCGGACAAGCUUGUACACUUUAAAUAUCUUUCCAGUUGUCACGCUUCAAUUUUGUACGUAAAUUUUGUGAUUCUUUUUAUUCGCGCUUCUGCGAAACAAACAUAAAAAUUAAAGCAACGACAGACCGUGCAGACCGAAUCUUAUAACGUCCAAUUAUUAUUUUUUUAGUCACAGUAUUCUUAUGCUGUUGUUAUAAUCUACUGCACCUGUAUUGUUAUUAACGUAUGAGUUCUGCAAAAUCGGACCG
Paramacrobiotus metropolitanus is the source of this 969-nucleotide messenger RNA. Its product is annotated as papain inhibitor-like. The coding region runs from base 144 to 545 and encodes 133 amino acids. NCBI's taxonomy places the organism in Eukaryota, Metazoa, Tardigrada, Eutardigrada, Parachela, Macrobiotidae. The record is from RefSeq and is a predicted model, not a curated record. The transcript is spliced from 2 exons. Gene Ontology annotation, molecular function: cysteine-type endopeptidase inhibitor activity; serine-type endopeptidase inhibitor activity.